GCGUUCAAUGAAUUCCUUCUCCCUUCUCUCCGUCGUUUUGAAUUUCCCAUUGUUACAAGAAGGGGGUGCUUAGGAUAUUGUAUAUACUGUAGCGUCGUCUAGAAUUGCAGGGCAGUAUAGAACACAAAGGGUCAGAAGAGUUCUGUAACAUUAUUGGGUUUCCAAUUAUUGAUUGCGGUGAAUUAGUUUUUGUGUAAUCAUAAACCUGUACGUUAGAUCUGUACAUACGCUUAUUUGGAACGUAUUCAUUAGAGAUUGAGAGGGAAGAGAAGCAGAGAACACCGAACCCUGUCGCCAUUUUUGCCGGUCUUGUUUGGUGUUUCUUGUACAGACAGAGAAAGAAGGGAAGUUCGGGGCCCUGUUUUGUGAAGAGAAAUCACAGGGACAUGGAAUCUUCCUUGACUUCUGAACAAACAGCACCAGUCCCACUCCCACUCCCACCUCCAUUGCCCUAUCCUGCAAUAACCAGCCUCCAUCAGAAAAGACUGAGCCCGAGGGCAUCGCAGAAUUGGGGAAGUUGCCGUGCUUCUACGGCUGGAAAUCCAGCACUGGACCGGCUAUUUGAUGGAGGUUAUCGAGCUGAUGUUUUAAUUCACACGGAUCAUGGCGGCGUCAUCUAUGCACACGCAAGUUUUCUCGGUGUAGCCUCUCCUGUUCUCAAGAUGAUCUUGAAACAAACAAAAGGCCAAAAUCGUGGUCGUCAUCGGUCAGUCUCAAUACGGGGAGUUCCACCUGAAGCUGUCCGAGUUUUUAUCCGAUUCAUAUACUCUUCCUGCUACGAAGAAGACAAACUCCAGGAACAUGCUCUGCAUCUCUUGGCUUUGUCACAUGCCUAUGCGGUUCCCCAGCUAAAGCAGUUGUGUGAGUGGUGGCUAGAACGCAGAUUGCUGACAACAGAAAAUGUAAUUGAUAUCUUUCAGCUUGCAAUGCUGUGUGAUGCGCCUCGCCUUAGCCUCAUUUGUCACCGUUUCAUCCUCGAAAAUUUCAAGCCCGUUUCUGUUACUGAGGGAUGGAAGGUAAUGAAGGAAAGUCACCCGGUACUUGAAAGGGAGAUUCUUGAAUCCAUUAUCGAUGAAGCUGCCAAGCAAGAUUACAGGGUUAAGAAGAUCAAUGAGAGGAAAAUUUAUGAACAACUAUACGAGGCAAUGGAGGCUGUUGUUCAUAUAUUCAGAGAUGGAUGCCGUACCAUUGGUCCACUUGAUAAGAUUGUGCUGAAAGAUCAAUCACCUUGUCCGUAUGCCGCUUGUAAGGGGCUUGAACUGCUGGUUCGCCAUUUCGCUGGAUGUAAGAGAAGAGUUCCUGGUGGCUGCAUUCACUGCAAGAGGCUGUGGAAAAUCUUGGAAUUGCAUUCUCGAAUUUGUGCUAAUCCAAACAUCUGUAGAGUUCCUUUGUGCAGGAAUUUCAAGCACAAGAGAAGGAGAGAGAACAAGAAGGACGAGCUUAAGUGGAGGAUAUUGGUCAGAAAGAUAGUGAGAUCCAAGAGCAUUUCGGGAGCUCCAUUCUUCUCUCUGGAAUCAUCAUGACCGCACGAGUGCUUAAUUGCAAAAUCAAUAUUUGAUUAGUACAAUUCUUCCAGUGUGCAAGAAGCUUUUACAAAAUGUGUUGAUAUAUAAGCAAAUUGGAUAUUUCAUUUUUAAGGUAACUACUGAUAGCCAGAACAUGAAUGGUCCCUUUCCAUUAUUCCUUGGAUCCGUUCUUGAAAGGUAACUACUGAUAGCAAGAAAGAACAUGAAUGGUAAAGCCUCAAGGGCUGUACGAUCGCAAGUCGAA
Molecule: messenger RNA, 1770 nt
Organism: Coffea eugenioides
Lineage: Eukaryota; Viridiplantae; Streptophyta; Magnoliopsida; Gentianales; Rubiaceae
Product: BTB/POZ and TAZ domain-containing protein 4
Exons: 6
Coding region: 387-1523 (378 amino acids)
Molecular function (GO): protein binding
Source: RefSeq, a predicted model, not a curated record